Molecule: messenger RNA, 1143 nt
Organism: Phalaenopsis equestris
Lineage: Eukaryota; Viridiplantae; Streptophyta; Magnoliopsida; Asparagales; Orchidaceae
Exons: 2
Coding region: 118-1053 (311 amino acids)
Source: RefSeq, a predicted model, not a curated record
CGGAACAACCUAGUCACAAGCGAUCAUCCAAACCAAAAACAAAGUCGAUGAGCGAGGAACAGCCCACAGAUAGAAAGAAAUAAAUCAAAAAAAGAGAGAAGAAAAAUUUCUUCAGAAAUGGAAGUGGAAGUACCAGUACAGGGAUUCCACUUCAACAGCAAAACCAAAACAUCAUACAUGAGCUCCUCUUUCUCUUCCAGCCCAAGGCGGUUCGAAUUCCAGCGCCACUCCUCCACCGCCCCAACCAGCCCCACCGCCUCAACCGCCGUAGGCAGUUCCUGCUUAUCGCCUACUCAUAUCACGGAAGACGAAGACAACGACUUUGCCUUCGAUUUCAGCGGCCAUCUUGACAAAAAUGCUCCUCCCCCGGAACUCACAACCGCCGACGAAUUAUUCUACAAGGGUAAGAUUCGUCCCCUCAAACUCCCCCUCCGUCUCUGCUCUCCAGCCGCCAACCACAUCAUCACCGCCAAACACUCCGACCCUUUCUCCGCCUCCAUGGCCGAACCCACUCGAGACUGCAGAAGCCGAGGCAGAGCUCCUUCCCUUUCUUCAAGAAGCCGAAAAGGAUCCCGAUCUCUCUCCCCAUUACGAAAAGAAACCAAUCCCAGCAAUCCUUUCCCGAUCUCCUGUAAAACAGAGGAAGAAAGCAGCAACAGCGGCAAGAAAUGGUGUUUCAAAGAUCUACUUCUCUUCCGCAGCGCUUCUGAGGGGCGAGCUACAGGGGAUAAGAACAAGGAUCCGUUGAGGAAGUACACGGCGGCUUGUCUGUCGCCGAAAGGUAGGAAGGGAAGCUUAGGAGACGAGUCGAGGAGUUCGAGUUUCCGGUUGCCGUCGCCGCACGCCAUGCAUUAUGCGGCGAACAGGGCGGCGGCGGAGGAGCUGAAGAGGAAGACGGCGUUGCCGUACAAACGGACAUUUUUAAACUGGCUCAGGUUCGCUCCGGCGUUGCGAAGUCUUGGUUCUUUAGGGGCCGGCGACAAUCAUUCCUCCUAUCGUGGGAAAGCCAUGGCAGGGUCGAAAUCAAUGCCACCCUUGAGAGAUGGGAGUUAAUUGAGCAAAAUUGACUGAAUUUGGUCGUUAUUUUGGUUGGAUUUUUUUUUUUUUAAUUUUAUUUUGCAAUGAUGAUUGAUGAGUUUUAAA